Molecule: messenger RNA, 1652 nt
Organism: Phodopus roborovskii (desert hamster)
Lineage: Eukaryota; Metazoa; Chordata; Mammalia; Rodentia; Cricetidae
Gene: Celf5
Product: CUGBP Elav-like family member 5
Exons: 12
Coding region: 124-1464 (446 amino acids)
Biological process (GO): regulation of alternative mRNA splicing, via spliceosome; mRNA splice site recognition
Cellular component (GO): nucleus; cytoplasm; ribonucleoprotein complex
Molecular function (GO): mRNA binding
Source: RefSeq, a predicted model, not a curated record
CUGUGGCGCAGUCGUGCGCGGGCGGGGCCGCGGACCGAGCAACGCGGAGGCACCGCAGCUCCUGCCCGGGCCUGGCCGGUGGGCGGCAGCGGGCCUGAGCGCCCCGGGGCGCGGCCCGACGGAAUGAAGGACCUGGACGCUAUCAAGCUCUUCGUGGGCCAGAUCCCGCGCCACCUGCACGAACAGGACCUCAAGCCGCUGUUCGAACAGUUCGGCCGCAUCUACGAGCUGACUGUGCUCAAGGACCCGCACACCGGCGUGCACAAAGGUUGUGCCUUCCUCACAUACUGUGCCAGGGACUCCGCCAUCAAAGCUCAGACGGCCUUGCAUGAGCAGAAGACCCUGCCAGGGAUGGCGCGGCCGAUCCAGGUGAAGCCAGCGGACAGUGAGAGCCGUGGAGGUAGGGACCGGAAGCUGUUCGUGGGCAUGCUCAACAAGCAGCAGUCAGAGGAGGACGUGCUCAGGCUCUUCCAGCCCUUUGGAGUCAUCGAUGAGUGCACAGUGCUGCGAGGACCUGAUGGGAGCAGCAAAGGCUGUGCCUUCGUGAAGUUUUCUUCCCACACAGAGGCCCAGGCGGCCAUCCAUGCUUUGCAUGGCAGCCAGACCAUGCCGGGAGCCUCCUCCAGCCUGGUGGUCAAGUUCGCUGAUACGGACAAAGAGCGGACACUGCGGCGCAUGCAGCAGAUGGUUGGCCAGCUGGGCAUUCUGACGCCAUCCCUCACCCUGCCCUUCAGCCCCUACAGUGCCUACGCCCAGGCUCUCAUGCAGCAACAGACAACAGUGUUGUCCACCUCCGGCAGCUACCUGAGCCCUGGCGUAGCAUUCCCUCCAUGCCACAUCCAGCAGAUUGGCGCCGUCAGCCUUAACGGUCUGCCUGCCACACCCAUCGCCCCAGCCUCUGGGCUACACUCACCCCCACUGCUAGGCACUGCCGCUGUUCCUGGCCUGGUGGCACCCAUUCCCAACGCCUUCCCAGGCGUCCUGCCCUUCCCUGGGAGCCACCCUGCCCUGGAGACUGUGUAUGCGAAUGGCCUCAUCCCUUACCCAGCUCAGAGCCCCACUGUGGCAGAGACCCUCCAUCCUGCCUUCUCCGGAGUCCAGCAGUACACAGCCAUGUACCCUACAGCGGCCAUCGCGCCUGUGGCGCACGGCGUCCCGCAGCCUCCUCACCUCUUGCAGCAGCAGCGUGAAGGUCCAGAAGGCUGUAACCUGUUUAUCUACCACCUCCCCCAGGAGUUUGGAGACACGGAGCUGACCCAGAUGUUCCUUCCCUUCGGCAAUAUCAUCUCCUCCAAGGUGUUUAUGGAUCGGGCUACCAACCAGAGCAAGUGUUUCGGAUUCGUGAGCUUUGACCACCCAGCCAGCGCGCAAGCGGCCAUCCAGGCCAUGAACGGCUUUCAGAUCGGUAUGAAGAGGCUGAAGGUGCAGCUGAAGAGACCCAAAGACCCAGGACACCCGUACUGACCACGCCCACAGCCCCUCAGUGCUGUGGGUCUGGCCCCAGGUGAGCCGCCAGGCGGCCCUGUGCCCUGCCCAGCCCUGGUAUCGUCUAACCCUCCUCCCAUCCCAAUCUUGCUCUCAAACUCUGGGGGCGGGAGUGAUGCUCCAAGAAGCCAACUGGGGAUAAAACCCUCCCCCAUCACCUUGCAGCU